Prunus armeniaca (apricot) is the source of this 1026-nucleotide messenger RNA. The record is from the annotation of a GenBank genome assembly. NCBI's taxonomy places the organism in Eukaryota, Viridiplantae, Streptophyta, Magnoliopsida, Rosales, Rosaceae.
AUGGGCAGCGUCGAAACCUCGUCGUUGAUGAGGGACUUGCUCAAGCAGGCCGGCGGCGUGGCGGUGGUUGAUGGUGGACUUGCCACCGAGCUCGAACGCCACGGCGCUGACCUCAACGAUCCCCUCUGGAGCGCAAAAUGCCUCCUCACUUCCCCUCAUCUCAUUCGAACGGUUCACCUUGAUUACCUUGAAGCUGGUGCAGAUAUCAUAAUCACAGCAUCUUAUCAGGCCACCAUUCAAGGUUUUGAGGCCAAAGGCUUUUCCACAGAAGAGAGUGAAGACUUGCUUAGGAAAAGUGUUGAAAUUGCCCGUGAGGCACGUAAUAUCUAUUACGACAGAUGUACUGAAGGCUCUUCUGGUGACAGUGGAAAUGGUAGAAUUCUCAAGCGUCGGAAAAUCUUAGUUGCAGCAUCUGUGGGGAGCUACGGUGCUUAUUUGGCUGAUGGGUCUGAGUACAGUGGAGAUUACGGCGAGGCUAUGACACUAGGAACAUUAAAAGAUUUUCAUCGGAGAAGGGUCCGAGUGCUAGCAGAAGCAGGUCCUGACCUACUUGCGUUUGAGACGGUUCCAAAUAAGCUUGAAGCUCAGGCUUACGCUGAGCUUUUGGAAGAAGAAAACAUGGAACUUCCUGCGUGGUUUUCUUUCAACUCUAAAGAUGGCGUGAAUGUUGUUAGUGGUGAUUCUCUCCUUGAAUGUGCUGCAAUUGCUGAAUCAUGCAAGAAUGUUGUCGCAGUUGGAAUAAACUGCACUCCUCCUAGAUUUAUUCAUGGACUGUUAACAUCAAUUACAAAGGUGGCUACAAAACCGAUAAUUGUGUACCCCAAUAGUGGUGAAAGCUAUGAUGCUGAUAGAAAGAUGUGGGUGCAAAAUACUGGUGUUUCAGAUGAAGAUUUUGUCUCGUAUGUAAACAAAUGGUGUGAGGUAGGGGCUUCCCUUGUAGGAGGCUGUUGCAGAACAACCCCACAGACUAUCAGAGCCAUAUACAGGACCCUUCCCAAUAGGUCAACAACUCCACCGGAGCAGUAA